UACCAUCAUCAGCAUAAGAAGGGGUAAGUUGUUAUAGGAUCAUGCAAUCAUCCUUUUCAACCCCCUCUAGUCGUUAUGCGUUGAACGCAGGACCUUCAUCGAAUAGGGCUUCUUCACAAUCAUUUUCAACACCAGUACAACAAGAAACGUCAAGAUUGAGUGAAAGCACAUCAUCACAAUUGGCUACACGUAAUGUACAGAGUCAACAACAAUCAUCACUCAACGUCUCUAAACCGCGAAAGUCUGCCGUUCCAGAUAUUGGCACGCCUAUCAAAGUUGCUUCUUUUUCACCUUACCGAACACCAGAAUCAACCUCAAAAGCAUCUUUGUUCCUUUCAAGAACUCCUUUCGGAACACCAGCAGCACGUAGUGGACCUGGAUCAACUACCAGCUCUUCAUCAGCCGUUUCAAAGCCGGUAACAACCACACAGCCACUGAAACCUGUCACAGGGUUUUGGCCUCAAGUAUGGCCAUUGUUCAAAUCACUGCUCGAUGAAAACGCAUAUGCGACAUUUGCCCUUCAGCCAAGACCACAUUUGACCUAUUCAGGAUUUCUAGAAACAGCUCUUCGGAUCAAUUGGGUGAAACUGCUGGUCUUCAGCCUUCCAGUCUAUCAUGCUUUAUUUUGCAUCUCCUUAUUUCGACCUACAAAUCCGCUUCAAUUGAUAACCUUACCAUUCCGACCUACAGCGCUAUUUUUAUCGCUAACUUCAUAUACUGUUUUGCUUGGUUUGCUAUUGAUUUUACCAGGUCAAAGGUUCAGUAUCGCCAGUAAGAAAUGGACGAUUCAAGAUCAUGCGGGUUUACGUGAUGAACGUCUGGCGGGCGGAUUUACUCUCUCGGCUGGUUCUCCGGCCAGUUUGUUGGUUCGUUCAUUACGUCAAGGUGCUUUGUGGCGAGGUGUGUUGUUGCAUGCUGCUUUCGCUUUGGCCAUAGCUACGACACAUGGCCUGGCUUUGGCCCAUUACACGAACACGGUUUCUGUUGAUGGAGCUUCGAAGAGCUCUAAUCCGUGGUCUCCUUACCAUCAAGUCGCAGUACGACUUUCACAAGGAUACAAGACUACUGCAAUCCGACCAAAUGAACGAUUUUGGUUCCUUCUAUGCAGUAAUGCGAUCCUUGGUGCAACAUAUGCGAUCAUUCGUUCAGUAUUGUUCUCCAGACCACAGGUUCCAGGAGCAGGUGCUCCGGCACCAUUUGCUCCAUCACGAUUUGAAGCACAGGCGACGUUUGAAUCUGCACUUAUACGAAUUGCAGCAAAAGGUCGUCAAACAAUCUAUCGUGCAGUAUUUAUUGGAGCUAUUACGCCUAGUAUCAUCCUUCAGGGGUAUCUUCUCAUCCGAAGGCCGUUCUUCCGUGUCGUUCUUUCGCUCAUAGGACACCAUUCACCAUUACGGCCUUUGUUGGUUCCAUCUUUCAAACGACCAUUGUCCAACGUUGACUUGAUCUUCCGCGUCUCACUCUUGGGACUGGUAACAGUUUUGAUCUUGGAGGCAUUCUGUGUUGCCUGGGAAGUAUUGUCAACCCAGCCAAUAGGUCUUGGUACGGGCGGUUUGAGUAGAUUUUCUAGUGCGCCUACAAAGUGCUUGAUUAAAGGGAUGCAAAGCAGAAGGAUACCAUUGCCAGAAGAAGCACAUCUCGGAAGCAGUGAGAGAUCAUACUAUUCACACUUUGCAUUUGCUGAAAUGGCAACUGUGAUGGCUACAGAUGCAGAACGACGAAAGGCAAUCUUCCGCGAUGUUGGUCAAUCUACUGGUGGUAAUGGAGGAAAUAUUCUUCCUUCUAUCCCUUCUUCGGGCUUGGAUAGCGGAGCAGGCCGUAGUGCAUGGGCAGUGAUUGCGGGAGAAUGUAUCAAUGUCAUUCAAGAAGAGCGAAAAUGGCUGUUGAACAAAGGCAAGGAGCCAGUCGCAUCCGGUGCAACGUCUUCCUCAAGCUCGCAAAAGCCAGCCAGUCACUUGAAACCAGUAGAUGCUGCUCAUCAGGUAUCUUUAGCAACAGGAAACACUGGCGUAAAUAAAGGUAAACCAUCUAUUUGGGACCGAUUGGCUUCGUCUUCGCCCAUUGCAUCACAGCAAAGUGCUACAACAGCUCAACCAUUGACAGCUGCAACCUCUACUCAAGUCAAUACUAACGCCACAGAGGGAUUGAAUUCGCUGCUCCAUCGUAUUGCGCCGCCACCCGUACAAUCUACCACGACACCAGCUUCGUCUACAAGUGGCACCGCAACAGGUUCGAGCACUGGUGUAUCAGCAAGCUCAGCAUCAAAAAUCACGUUAUUGGAUGUUUUCGUGAAUAUCUUCAUCUCCUCUGUGCAAUCACUUGGAUCUCUCUUCAAUCUCCUGCCGUCAGAUUUGCAACACGUUUUGCGAAAUUCAUUUGUGGCACGCAAAGUUGAAGGAGCACAAAGAUGGCUUUUUGCCUCAUCCGAUGAUUCACUCUUGGCGAUUGGUGUUCUACCUCAUGAUGAAGCAUUGGUUACCUGGAGUGUUCAAAUCUUGGGAUCGUUGUUGGCGGCAAGUUUGGAACAAGAUGAAUAUGGUACGGUAGCUUUAGCUGCUUCUUCACGAUUAGGAAUCGAUGACGUUUUGGAAGAAUGUGCGAUGUUAUUGAGUGGUUUGCAACAGCUUGGUAUGAAUAUCACCGCGCAAAAGCGAGCAGAUGGAACAGGUGCUUCUGAUACGAGCUUGUUCGUCUUUGAUCAUGAUGUCGCACCUUUGAUCACCGCUUUGCGAACGACUAUCACGCUCGUCUUGGGUGCUUUUGAGCCUACAGGAUAUCGAUUACGUCCUUCAUGCAGAAAAGCUGUUGAUGAUGCUCUGGCGUCACCAAAGUCUUCUGACUGAAGAGCAUACAAUACUCUACAAUAAUACAACUAUGUACUACUACUUUAAUCAAUAAUGAAAAGGUCUAAAAGCGUAUAACAUUGGCAUUCUAUGAAUGAUGUGGGGAUAAAAUACAGGAUACGACAAAGUUUGUCCGAAUAUAAAUACACUAUUCACGAAAGGAAGAAUUCUUGACUUCUGCUUCGACGAUGGAAUUGGUUUGGAAAAUGACUUUGUUCGGAUGUUGUUAUGCUCAUAUUAUCAUCUUCUUCAUCACUUGAAUAUUCGUCAUAAAGAGCAACAACUUGCAUCGUUGGACUUGCAUAUU
Molecule: messenger RNA, 3150 nt
Organism: Meira miltonrushii
Lineage: Eukaryota; Fungi; Basidiomycota; Exobasidiomycetes; Exobasidiales; Brachybasidiaceae
Exons: 1
Coding region: 42-2843 (933 amino acids)
Source: RefSeq, a predicted model, not a curated record